CGCUCUCUUUCUUUAUAUAUAUUCCAACUCUCAUAUAAGCUUGCUUCUGGGUAGCAUAUAAUUCAACUUUUUCUUGAUUAUUAAUUACCUAACUAACCCAACUUCUUCAAUAUUUAUAUCAUGGGAUUCAGUUCUAUGAUCUCAUGAUUUCUGUUCCAAACAUGUUUCCUAUCUUUUCUCUUACUUUCUUUCAGGUUUUGUCAGCACCAGAAGGAAUUGAAGCAACUCCAUUAUGUUGAUGGCUUAAACACUUAAACGGUUCUUUUAGAAAAAAAAAAAAAAAAGGGAAUUUUAAAGAAAAAAGAAGAAAAUUUAUGGCUAUGUACUAUCAAGGAAGCUCGGAAGUCCAAGGUGAUGGUUUGCAGACGCUUUAUCUGAUGAACCCUAACUAUAUUGGGUUCUCUGACACUGCACUGCCGCAAUCACAGCAGGCGAUGUUCUUGAACUCCGGAAACGCGCUUCAUGCGGGGGGUAUGCCUCACGCGCGGCUUCCUCAAUCCCAGCACUUUGUCGGCGUGCCUCUCCCGGCGUCGGCUCUUGGAUCGGCGCAGCUUCAUGACCCGGCCCGGAGUUUGUGGGCGGGUUUGGAGCAAGCCGGGAGUGGAAGCGGCGGUCAGCAAAUACCCUCUGCGGUGGUCUCCGGCGGCGGCGGAACCACCGACUUUGCGUCCCAGCUGGGGUUCCAUAGGUCGGUGGUGGUGUCACCGACAGCUCAACAGGGGCUGUCCUUGAGCUUAUCUCCCCAGCAGCACCCUUUCAGGUCUCUCCCCAUGGAAUCUCCGGUCGGGCUUUUAUCCGCGCGGCCCGGCGCCGCCCACGACAACUCCGGCGCGUCGUCGUCGUCGAUCACCCACGGAAUCUCCGGCUUCAUUACGGGCUCCAAGUACCUAAAGGCGGCCCAGGAGCUUCUCGAUGAAGUUGUGAACGUGGAGAAGAGCCUCAAGUUAGACGCCGCCGAGGAGGCGGCCAAUAAAGAAAAGGCGAAAAUGAAGAAAGAAUCAAUGCCCCCUUUCGGCGGCUGCGGCGGCGAUCCCCCCACCAGCGGUGGCGAAAGCAGCGCUCAGAAGACGGCGGCGGCUGAGUUAACCACCGCUCAAAGACAAGACCUUCAGAUGAAAAAGGCCAAGCUUCUUAGCAUGGUGGAUGAGGUGGAGCAGAGGUACCGGCAAUACCAUCACCAAAUGCAGGUGAUCGUGGCGUCGUUUGAGCAGGCGGCCGGAGUUGGGUCGGCGAGAUCGUACACUCACCUGGCUCUCAACACCAUUUCUAAGCAAUUCCGGUGCCUGAAAGUGGCCAUUGCUUCCCAGAUAAAGGCGACGAGCAAGAGUUUAGGUGAGGAAGAAGGGGUGCGAGGUUCGAGGUUAAAGUUCAUUGAUCAUCAUCUUCCUCAGCAACGUGCCCUCCAGCACCUUGGGAUGAUGCAGCCCAAUGCUUGGAGGCCCCAGAGAGGCCUCCCGGAGAGAGCUGUCUCCGUCCUCCGUGCUUGGCUUUUCGAACACUUUCUUCACCCGUACCCGAAGGAUUCAGACAAAAUCAUGCUUGCUAAGCAAACAGGGCUUACCAGAAGCCAGGUGUCGAACUGGUUCAUCAAUGCUCGAGUUCGACUGUGGAAGCCAAUGGUGGAGGAGAUGUACACGGAAGAAAUGAAAGGCCAAGAACAGUACGGCGGCUCCGGCGAAAACGCCGCCGCAGCAGGAAAGAGAAAUGAAGCUAAUAAGGAGAUUGGCUCCAAUAAUUCUACUGAAAAGCAAGAAAAGACGAGCAAUAUUCAAGAUAAUAAUAAUAAUAACAAUGCUUCUCCUACUGAAAUUUCCACUUCCAUUAUGACUGCAUCUCCCACCGGAGUUUCAUCUCUUCAGCCUCAAGGCGGCGGCGGCGGCGCUUUCUCCUUCAUCAACACGCUAAACAUGGAAAACGCCGGCGAGAGGAACGGGAAGAAACCGAGGAACGACAACAUCCAAAGCUCCCCCAGCAGUAUUCUCUCGGUGGACAUGGACAUGAAGUCCGCCGCCGGCGAGGCCAACAAAGGGUACAACCACCACAAGUUCACCGCCGACAGAACACCGGCCGCCGCCGCCGAAAACUUCCCUGACCUAAUGGCCGCCGCAAACACCGGCGGAUUCGGCGGAUUCACCAUCGGAGACUUCGGAAGGUUCAACCCGGAAAAUCUAACCGCCGGGUUUCAUCACGGAAACGGCGUCUCCCUCACCCUCGGCCUCCCGCCGUCUGAAAACCUAGCCGUCUCCGGUAGCCAACAAAAUUACCUUUCUACCCACCAAGACAUGGAGUUGGGGCGGAGACUUGAGAUGGGCAGGAUGGGAAUAGACAACAAUCCUCAACCUUCUUCCCACUCAAACAUCAAUGGCGGCUAUGAAACCAUAGAUUUCCAGAAUGGCAAGCGCUUUGCAGCUCAACUCUUACCAGAUUUUGUAGCGUGAAAAGGGCUUUAAUUUGCAGGUAAUUUAAUAUCAAGUGGUGCAUGGAAUCAAUCAAAGAAAUGGACAGAAAAAGUAGUAUAUAAUUUUCAUUAAUUAUUACGAACAUCUUCCAUAAUCUUGUACCUAUAUAUACACACAUAUAUAUAGCUCCUCCUUUUAGUGCCUAACCUGCAGGAAAAAAGAGAGGAGAUCAGAUGAUUUUAUUAUGGUUAGUGUAAGAUAGGUUUAAGUACGAUGAUUGGUAUAUAUAGGUUACACUUUUCAGUGGAACAUACAACUAUAUACUACGUAAGUAAAUAUAUAUUGGGUGGGUAUUAUUUACGGUUCAUCAACUAUAAUAUAUCUUUAUGCAAACAUUUAUCAAUGAAUUAAUGAAAACUUUGUAUGCUGUAAA
Molecule: messenger RNA, 2832 nt
Organism: Ipomoea nil (Japanese morning glory)
Lineage: Eukaryota; Viridiplantae; Streptophyta; Magnoliopsida; Solanales; Convolvulaceae
Product: BEL1-like homeodomain protein 1
Exons: 4
Coding region: 315-2438 (707 amino acids)
Biological process (GO): regulation of transcription by RNA polymerase II
Molecular function (GO): RNA polymerase II cis-regulatory region sequence-specific DNA binding; DNA-binding transcription factor activity, RNA polymerase II-specific
Source: RefSeq, a predicted model, not a curated record